AUGCGGGAAAUAGUGCACGUGCAGGCUGGCCAGUGUGGGAAUCAGAUCGGUACUAAGUUCUGGGAGAUUAUAUCAGAUGAACAUGGGAUCGAUCCCAGCGGAGUGUAUCGAGGAGAGAGCGAUCUUCAGUUAGAGAGACUGAAUGUAUACUACAAUGAAGCUUCCAGCGGUAAAUAUGUGCCCCGUGCAGUUCUCGUCGAUUUGGAGCCCGGGACCAUGGACUCGGUGCGAUCUGGCAAAUACGGAGCACUGUUCCGCCCAGAUAACUUUGUCUUUGGACAAAGUGGUGCAGGUAACAACUGGGCGAAAGGUCACUACACAGAAGGUGCAGAGCUCGUAGACUCAGUACUGGAUGUCAUCAGAAAAGAAUCCGAAGGAUGCGAUUGCUUACAAGGAUUCCAACUAACUCACUCUUUGGGAGGUGGCACUGGUUCUGGUAUGGGAACACUUCUCCUCAGCAAGAUUCGUGAAGAGUAUCCCGAUCGUAUCAUGACCACGUUCAGUGUUGUGCCUUCACCUAAGGUCAGCGAAGUGGUCUUGGAGCCAUACAACGCAACUCUAUCCGUACAUCAGUUGGUAGAAAACACAGAUAUGACCUUCUGUAUCGAUAAUGAAGCUUUAUAUAACAUCUGCUUCAGAACACUACGUCUGAGCAGUCCGAGCUAUGGAGACCUAAAUCAUUUGAUUUCACAAACAAUGUCGGGUGUGACAACAUGUCUACGUUUCCCAGGACAGUUGAAUGCUGAUUUACGUAAGCUCGCCGUCAACAUGGUGCCAUUCCCAAGACUGCACUUCUUUAUGCCUGGCUUCGCCCCGCUGACUGCAAAGAACUCUUUCAACUACCGCGCCCAGAACGUUCCAGAACUCAUGAGCCAGAUGUUCAACCCCGGUAAUAUGAUGACUGCAUGUGACCCGCGCCACGGCCGCUACCUCACCGUGGCCACCAUGUUCCGCGGACGGAUGUCCAUGAGAGAGGUGGACGAUCAGAUACUGGCUAUACAGAAUAAGAACUCCAGCUACUUCGUAGAAUGGAUCCCCAACAACUUGAAGGUAGCAGUCUGCGAUAUCCCUCCCAGAGGUCUGAAGAUGUCAGCUACCUUCAUUGGAAAUACUACCGCGAUACAGGAGAUCUUCAAACGCAUAUCUGAACAAUUUACAGCCAUGUUCAGAAGACGGGCUUUCCUCCACUGGUAUACCGGCGAGGGUAUGGACGAGAUGGAGUUCACUGAAGCAGCCAGCAACAUGAGCGACCUCAUCUCAGAGUACCAACAGUAUCAGGAGGCUCAUGUCGAUGACGAUGAAGUCGAAUUCGACGAAGAAGAACAAGAAGAAGACGGCUAUCCAGAGACAAAUCAUGUUAUUACGUCUGCGCAAAUC
Brenthis ino (lesser marbled fritillary) is the source of this 1377-nucleotide messenger RNA. The record is from the annotation of a GenBank genome assembly. Lineage: Eukaryota; Metazoa; Arthropoda; Insecta; Lepidoptera; Nymphalidae.